AUGGAAUAUUACCGGACCGGGGGCUAUCACCCGGUAACAAUCGGGGAUCAUUUCCAUAAUCGCUACCGUGUAGUUCAUAAGCUUGGCCAUGGGACAUACUCAACGAUCUUGCUAGCCCGAGACGACAGAUCGAACAAAUACAUCGCAGUCAAAGUCUGUACGGCAGAUUGGAACCCCCUCGAGAUUGACAGAUUGUCGAAAUUAUCGAAAUCUCUCAGUUAUCAGACAGGGGAAGAACCAUGUUUCCUUCAAUCUCUUGAGGUAGCCCGAGUGAUAGCAACGCAGCUCAUGAUUGCGGUUCAAAACAUUCAUUCACAAGGAUUUGUUCAUGUAGACCUUCACCGUGGAAGAAACCACCUUCAACUGCCCCAUGAAUUCGAUCAGUUGUCCGCUGAAAAGUUACAUGAAUUGUAUGGAAAGCGGGUACUCGAGCCAGUCAAUCCAUUAGAUAGCCAAAAGCUCCCGCCAGGGGUCCCACAACAUGGUAUCUUACCUAUUUGGCUUGGGGAAGCAAGUGAAAAUGUUACACUUCCAGAAGCCACGGUCCUCUUUUCAGACUUUGGUGAAACACUCUCUCCUCCCCAAGAAGAUAAAUUCGAGUUCCAUACGCCUCUUCUCAUCUGGCCCCCGGAAGCUCGAUUUGAGCCAACCAAGCCUCUUAUUUUUUUCAUUCGAUAUCUGACACUUGCCUGCACUAUCUGGGAUAUUAUUGCCCAUGAAUCGCUAUUCAAAGGGUCUCUUACGAAGGAAGACGAUAUGAUUUACUAG
Molecule: messenger RNA, 768 nt
Organism: Penicillium manginii
Lineage: Eukaryota; Fungi; Ascomycota; Eurotiomycetes; Eurotiales; Aspergillaceae
Product: kinase-like protein
Exons: 2
Coding region: 1-768 (255 amino acids)
Biological process (GO): regulation of mRNA processing; spliceosomal complex assembly
Molecular function (GO): ATP binding
Source: RefSeq, a predicted model, not a curated record